AUGUCUACAUUUGAAGAAAAAGUCACCACCGCCGUUCACGAUGGCAUUCUGCCAGGCGUCUUACUAUACGCAAAGGACAAAUCAGGCCGCCUAAACUACUCCCAAGUCAUCAACUCUCAGAACGCACCCCACGUUCCACCCAUAUCCCCAACAUCAACUCUCUGGUUAGCUUCUGCAACAAAGAUCAUAACCACCAUCCCCGCUCUCCAACUCGUAGAGCGUAACAUCGUCACCCUAGAUGAGGAUAUUUCCCCCCAUCUCCCCGCCCUUGCCUCUCAACCGGUUCUUAGCGGCUUCACCAGCUCCAACGAGCCCAUUCUCUCACCCCGCAAGAAUCCAAUCACCCUACGUCAGCUUCUAUCCCACUCCGCCGGAACGGGCUACGACUUUCUCUCUCCUGAAAUCCAGCGCUGGCAGAUUCUCAACGGCAAAAAACCCGUCUCAGGAUCAAACGUGGAAGAGCGCUUCUCCUACCCGUUUCUCUACGAACCCGGCACACACUGGGCGUACAGCAAUGCCAUCGACUGGACCGGUCGUCUCGUCGAGGUCCUGACCGGCCAAGACCUGGAAACUUACAUGCGCCAGAACAUCUUCGAGCCCCUGAACCUCAACUCCUUCACAUUCAACGCCGCCAAUGUGGAAAAGACCCUCUGGCCGCUGAGCACCCGCAACCCGGAGACUGGCAAAGUCAUUCCUUAUACCGGAAGACAUCUCAACAACGGUGUAGAGUCUCCGCUUGGAGGUCAGGGUCUGCACGGGAGGAUGGACGAAUACAUCGAAAUUCUCUACUCCCUCCUCAUCGACGAUGGCAAACUGCUCCGUCCAGAGACCACUGCGGAGAUGUUCAAGCCUCAGCUAAGUGCCCAGUCGAAGAAGGCUCUGCUGCAUAACAUGGACACCCCUCAGGGAUUUGUGGGAGACUUUCCAGAUACCAAGGAGUAUGACUGGGGACUCGGUGGGAUUCUCAUCGACGGGGAUAGCCACCCGUAUCGUAAGAAGGGGACACUGAUCUGGAGCGGAGCAGCUAACAUCUUCUGGUGGAUUGAUCGUGAGACUGGAAUCUGCGGCCUCUUUGGCACGCAGAUCAUGCCAGCUGGAGAAAUCGUCACGAAGGGAUACAUCAAGGCUUUUGAAGAAGAAAUAUAUGCGAGAGCCCAAGCAUUGUAA
Messenger RNA from Colletotrichum chrysophilum, 1167 nucleotides. RefSeq lists its product as uncharacterized. The record is from RefSeq and is a predicted model, not a curated record. NCBI's taxonomy places the organism in Eukaryota, Fungi, Ascomycota, Sordariomycetes, Glomerellales, Glomerellaceae. The transcript has 3 exons. The coding region runs from base 1 to 1167 and encodes 388 amino acids.